UUCAAAGCGUCCUCGGUCGCAAAAAAAGGACGAGAGACAAGCCACCCAGGACACACCCAGGACCCGGGAGAGGUACACCUCAGUGGAGUGCAACAAGUCCUCAUUACUACCAUUCGCGCAACUGAUCUCGCCCUUGGUCUCCGAUGGAUUCCUGCUGGGUUCCUUGCAAUGGUCAAGGCUGACGGUGCUGAAUACCAGACAAGCAGCAAGCCUGUAAACGUAGACCAGGCUGUCGUCGAAUGGCACGAGCGCAUUCUUCUGCCAUGCGAGUCAUCCUCUAAAGUUCGGGUCAGCGUGUAUGCCUCAUUUGAAUCGAGUCCCAUGCUCUGUCACGGAGAACUCCUCCGCACAUUCGAGAUCUCUGUCGGAGAAUUACUGGAUCGCAGCGAAAAAUCUCGUUCCAUAAUCUUUCAGCCAAAGCAAGGGGAAGUCGUAUCCGCUUGCACAUCACUGUUCAUAACAGUGGAGCAGCGAUUUUCUGAUGAAAAUGAUGCCGGAGUUCUUUGCCCCUUUACUACUCGUACAUCCUGCGAUAUGGAUGCGUUAGCACUAAGGACGGAUGCCGGACAUGGUCUUCUCGCACGGUACCGCAGGAUGCAGAACAGUGGUGAUCUCGAACAAUCCAUAAUCCACUUUGAACGCGCAUUAGAUCUCUGUCCCAUGGACCAUCCCUACCGCCUCGCAGCACUGUCUAAUCUAGCCACCGCAAAGUUUAUUAGUUGCCAAGCUAACAAAGGAUACCUCGACCUCGGUAUCCCCAUCUCCCUCUUUCAAGACGCGCUUGAUUUGCGUGCUACUGGUCAUCCAGACCGACCCAUCACCCAACUCCAUUUUGCCAUUGCUUUGUUGUCUCGUUUUGCACAAGGGGGAUUUCAAACAGAUGCCGACAUGGCUGAAGAGUUACUCAGCGAGGUCCUCAAUGUCUGUCACCCAAACAGCCACGCUCACAGAGCAGCUUUGAUCGCAAUCGAAGCAUCUGCUCAGCAUUCUCCUCGAAGCAUGGAUACAAAUGAUCUUGAGCACGAGCGGUCCGCCGUAUCCACGUUUCCGUUAUCGCCGAGCCAACUUCUUGAUGGAGCAAAGUGGUGUGUGGAGAGAGACGAACCCCGUGCCUUAGAUGAAGUGAUAUCCCUUCAUUAUGAUGCACUGGGAUAUUACAACGCCGGGCAUCCUUACCGAGGGCAAUUGCUAGGUAAUCUGGCUAAACUACUGCACAUCCGCUUCCAGCGUCGAGGCAACGACGAAGACUUGGAUCAGGGUAUCGCACUUCUGCAGGAAGUGCUGCCCUUGUUCCCGGUCGGUGACGAAGAGCGGUCUGUGGCAUUAGGGAACCUUGCGGGUCAACUCUCUACCCGCUUUGACCGCCGAGGCAACGACGAAGACUUAGAUCGGGCUAUCGGACUUUACAACGAAGCACUGGCCAUGCGCCCGGUCGAUCCCACAGAGUGGUGUGCGUCAUUAAAUAACCUUGCGGUUCAACUCUCCACCCGCUUUUACCACCGAGGCAACGAUGAAGACUUGGAUCAGGCUAUCGGACUUUACAAGGAAGCGCUGGCCAUGCGCCCGGUCGGUCACACAGAUCGGUCUUCGCUAUUAAACAACCUUGCCAAUCAACUCUCCACCCGCUUUGACCACCGAGGCAACGAUGAAGACUUGGAUCAGGCUAUCGCACUUCACAGUGAAGUGUUGGCCUUGCGCCCGGUCGGUCACACGGAUCGGCCCAAGUCAUUACAGAACCUUGCCACUCAACUCUCCAAACGCUUUGACCACCGAGGCAACGAUGAAGACUUGGAUCAGGCUAUCAGGCUUCAGAAGGCAGUUCUGACCUUGCACCCGGUCGGUCACACAAAUCGGUCCAGAUCAUUAACUAGCCUCGCGAAUCAUCUCUCCACCCGCUUUCACCACCGAGGCAACGAUAAAGACUUGGAUCAGAGUAUCAUGUUUGACAGUGAGGCGCUGGCCUUGCGCCCUAUCGGCCACACAGAUCGUUACGUGUCAUUACACAACCUCGCGACUCAACUUUCCACCCGCUUCGAUCGUCGAGGCAAUGACGAAGACUUGGAUCAGGCUAUCGCACUUCAAAGGGAGGCACUGGCCUUAUGCCCGGUCGCUCACACAGAUCGGCCUGCGGCAUCAAAUAGCCUUGCGAAUAGACUCUCCACCCGCUUUAACCACCGAGGCAAUGACGAAGAUUUGGAUCAGGCUAUUGGACUUCUCAGGGAGGCGCUGUCCUUGCGCCCAGUCGGUCAUACAGAUCGGCCCAAGUCAUUCAUUAGCCUUGCGAAUACACUUUCCACCCGCUUUCACUACCGAGGCGACGACGAAGAUUUGGAUCAGGCCAUUAGACUUCUCAGGGAAGCGCUAGCCUUGCUCCCAGUCAGUCAUACAGAUCGGUCUGAGGCAUUACAUUCCUUUGCGAGUAUACUCUCCACCCGCUUUGACCACCGAGGCAACAGUGAAGACUUGGAUGAGGCUAUCGCACUUCAGACGGAAGCGCUGGCCUUGCACCCAGUCGGUCACGUAGUUCGGUCCAAGUCAUUAAAUAACCUAGCGGCUCACCUCUCUACCCGCUUUGACCACCGAGGCAACGACGAAGACUUAGACCAGGCUAUCUCACUGUAUCGGGAAGCGCUGGCCUUGCAUCCGGUCGGUCACACAGAUCGGUCCGCGUCGUUAAGUAACCUUGCCAUUCAACUCUCCAUCCGCUUUAAGCACCGAGGCAGUGACGAAGAUUUGGAACAGGCUAUCGCACUCCACAGGGAGGCGCUGGCCUUGCGCCCGGUCGGUCAUACAGAUCGGCCCUCGUCGUUGCAUAACCUUGCGGCUCACCUCUCCAUCCGCUUUGAGCACCAACACAACAGAGAAGACCUCGAGGAGUCACGAGACAGCCUAGUCUGUGCAUUGUCUCUGUUGACGCAACAUGAUCCUCGUCAAUUACUAGUCCAUAACAUGCUAGCUAAUGUCUAUCUGUUGUUCCAUCAAUCAGGACUUGAUGGCACCAGCGCAGGUGAAGAUAUGGACAGUCUCGAUGCUUCUAUGCAUCAUCGCAAGGCAGCAGCAAAUGUUGCCUCUGGACGCUUGCUAUCCCGCCUGCAAAAAAGUCUCAUCUGGGUUAGGGAUGCCCGUCAACAUUCACAUGACACUGAACUGGAGGCAUAUGCAACUUCCAUGCAACUUCUGGACGCUUACACAUCUACAACAGCUUCAGUAUCGUCUCGUCACAAUAUCAUGAAGGAAUUUCCAAGCACACUUGCAGCUGAUGCUGCAUCGUGUGCUCUUCUUAUCGGUGAUGUAUGUCGGGCUGUUGAGUUGUUGGAACAAGGCAGGACCAUCAUCUGGACCCAGACGACACGACUCCGCACCCCACUUGACAGCCUCCAGAACCACAGUGAUCAUGCAGCGGCCCUCACCAAGAGAUUCAGAGACCUUAGCUCUCGCCUCGAUAAACCUCCUGCGAACUAUCCUGAAGCAACCCCAAAAGUCAAUGUAGACGCAGAAGAGACCCGGCACAGACGUCUAGUGGCCGACUGGAAUAAAGCUGUAGACGAGAUCCGGACGAUCGAGGGCUUCUCUCGCUUCCUCCUUCCUCCCCUAUUCUCCGAUCUUCAAGAUGCAGCUCGUGAUGGGCCUAUCAUCGUGCUCAUCGCAAGCCAGUCGUCUUGCCAUUCCAUUAUUAUUCCACACAAGCAACCUCCGACUAGCAUCCAACUCUCUACCAGCGUUGAGAAGCUCCAGAUAUUGGUGGACAAACUCCAUCGCACAGAUAGUCCGGCGCUCAAAAAAGCCUUGAUGGAGUUGUGGGAUGACGUCGUCCACCCAGUGGUCGAGAAUUUGGAUGGAAUUGCACCACGAGGUUCUCGAAUAUGGUGGUGCCUGACAUCUGUCUUCAAUUUCUUGCCGUUGCACGCCGCUGGCGAGUACAGGAAAAAUGGGCAGUUUCUUUCACAGCUCUACAUCUCUUCAUACACGCCAUCGCUCACCGCGCUGAUCAAGGCUCGCAGAAGUCAUGAAAGGUCCCCGUCAGCACCCUUCGUUGCCAUUGGUCAGAAUCGCCCGGCCGGUGCCUCAUUCACUUUGGAUGCCGUGGAGCCUGAGCUGGAAUUGGUGCGGAAACUUUUGCCCCCUUCCCCAACUGUCUCCUUCUCCAAGAUCACCAGCGUUGAUGCCACGAAAUCGAGAGCACUGUGCGCAUUGCGAGACAAUAGUUGGCUUCAUCUUGCGUGUCAUGGGACGCAGAACAUUGCGGAACCCUUCAAAUCGGCCUUUCUUAUGCGCGACGAGCCGCUUUCGCUCCUAGACAUCACACAAACAGAUCUGUCUCAGCAUCAAUUCGCAUUUCUUUCUGCCUGUGAAACCGCAGUGGGCGACCAUUAUACUCCUGAUGAAGUGAUACACCUAGCGGCUGGCCUGCAAUUUGCCGGGGUUAAGAGCGUCAUUGGGACAUUGUGGAAGGUCAACGAUAGUACUGUGCACCGCUUAGUCGAGGCGUUCUACAAAAACCUUUGUGGGAAUGGCACAAUGAACUCUAAACGAGCUGCCCGGGCGCUACAUUCAGCGGUCCUGUCGUUGGCUCGUGACAAGGAUAAUCCAUUACCCUUGGAUCAGCGCAUAUUGUUCGUGCAUAUUGGCAUAUGAUCAAUUCCCAUCCAGUUAUGGUCACACGCGACCUGAUGCCAAGGACUUUGAUUUUCCAGACUUUGAGAUAUACCUACGCGAUAUGUACACCCGAUUUCGACUUCAAUUUGUAUUUUCCAGUUUGUUGCCUCGACAUCAGAGGUGAUCGUUUCUAAGGUGCGACUGGUGAUUGUGGGUAAGAUUGAAGUCGCACAACACUGAUCUGGCACAACACCUCGUGGGGCAUGACACAAUUUGCGAUGAAGGUGGUAGUUGAAUUCUGAGUGUCUGAACUGCG
Molecule: messenger RNA, 4912 nt
Organism: Suillus bovinus
Lineage: Eukaryota; Fungi; Basidiomycota; Agaricomycetes; Boletales; Suillaceae
Product: CHAT domain-containing protein
Exons: 8
Coding region: 169-4635 (1488 amino acids)
Molecular function (GO): protein binding
Source: RefSeq, a predicted model, not a curated record